Syngnathoides biaculeatus (alligator pipefish) is the source of this 3674-nucleotide messenger RNA. It is a transcript of the gene nt5c2b, whose product is annotated as 5'-nucleotidase, cytosolic IIb. The coding region runs from base 271 to 1974 and encodes 567 amino acids. The record is from RefSeq and is a predicted model, not a curated record. The transcript is spliced from 18 exons. Lineage: Eukaryota; Metazoa; Chordata; Actinopteri; Syngnathiformes; Syngnathidae. Gene Ontology annotation, molecular function: 5'-nucleotidase activity.
CUCUCAAUAUGCCUUCCUGGUACAGCUUGGCGAUCACACAGGACAGAGGGACAGAGGAACUCCACAGAGCCGCAAUCUGACAGGAGAGACAAUCUACCCCUUGGCCCCUCGCUGCACGUUUUCGGGGUCUGGCUGCAGCUUUCUGUGUUGAUCUAAACAACCUGUCUUUUGGCUUUCUGCGAGUUUCACGUUGCUCGAAGCGCAUGCACAGACCAAGUGGCGGUGCAGUUGUUUGACACGGGACACAUCAGCGACACUGAAAGACUAAAGAUGAGUACUUCUUGGAGUGAUCGACUGCAGAAUUAUGCAGACCUGCCUGCCAACAUGGACAGAUUAACAAUGAAAAAAUACAGACGAGAGCCCUACCAUAGAGUGUUCGUGAACAGAAGUUUGGCAAUGGAAAAGAUAAAGUGCUUUGGCUUCGAUAUGGAUUACACUUUGGCAGUGUAUAAAUCACCAGAGUACGAGUCGCUCGGAUUUGAGCUGACUGUGGAGCGGCUUGUUUCCAUCGGUUACCCGCAGGAGCUGUCCAGCUUCGUCUACGAUCCAUCAUUUCCUACCAGGGGCCUUGUGUUUGACACCAUGUAUGGAAACCUGUUGAAGGUUGACGCCUACGGUAAUAUACUGGUCUGCGUCCAUGGAUUCAACUUCCUCAGAGGUCCUGAGAUCCGUGAGCGCUAUCCAAACAAGUUCAUCCAAAGAGAUGAUACCGAGCGCUUUUAUAUUCUCAACACACUGUUUAACCUUCCAGAGACCUACCUCUUUGCAUGCCUUGUGGAUUUCUUCUCCAAUUGCGAUAGAUACACGAGCUGUGAAACGGGCUUUAAAGACGGUGACCUCUUCAUGUCAUACAAGAGCAUGUUCCAGGAUGUUCGCGAUGCUGUUGACUGGGUCCACUUCAAGGGGACCCUCAAGAAGAAAACUGUGGAGAACCUCGAGAAGUAUGUAGUGAAAGAUGGAAAGUUGCCUCUUCUCCUCAGCCGGAUGAAUGAAGUUGCCAAGGUGUUUUUGGCUACCAAUAGCGACUACACAUACACUGAUAAAAUCAUGACUUAUCUGUUCGAUUUCCCCCACGGUCCAAAGCCCGAUACUUCACACCGACCGUGGCAGUCUUACUUUGACCUCAUCCUGGUGGACGCCAGAAAGCCGCUGUUCUUUGGUGAAGGGACAGUCCUCCGACAAGUGGACACGGCCACAGGGCGUCUUAAGAUUGGCACCUACACAGGACCCCUGCAGCAUGGUAUCGUCUACUCUGGAGGUUCCUCAGACAUUGUGUGUGACUUGCUUGGGGCCAAAGGCAAGGACAUUGUUUACAUCGGGGAUCAUAUCUUUGGAGACAUACUAAAGUCCAAGAAACGCCAAGGCUGGAGGACGUUCCUGGUCAUACCUGAGCUCGCUCAGGAGCUGCACGUCUGGACUGACAAGAGUUCUUUAUUUGAAGAGCUGCAAGGUCUGGACAUUUUCUUGGCAGAACUCUACAAACAUUUGGACAGCAGCAGCAACGAGAGGCCAGACAUCAGCACCAUCCAGAAAAGAGUCAAGAAAGUGACGCAUGACAUGGACAUGUGCUACGGCAUGAUGGGUAGCCUCUUCCGCAGCGGCUCCAGGCAGACCCUGUUUGCCUCCCAAGUGAUGCGCUACGCUGAUCUCUACGCGGCCUCCUUCAUCAACCUGCUCUACUACCCAUUCAGCUAUCUCUUUAGAGCCGCACACGUGCUUAUGCCCCACGAGUCGACGGUGGAGCACAUGCAUGUGGACAUCGCUGGCGAGUCGCCGCUAGCCACGCGGAACCGCAACCACUGCAGCGACUGCAAAGAAUAUGAGUGCAAACGCAACCAGUUGACGCGCUCCUUCAGCGAGAUCAAGCCCCCCAACCUGUUCCCUCAAACCCCGCAGGAGAUCACCCACUGCCACGACGAGGACGAUGACGAGGAGGAGGAGGAGGAAGAAGAGGAGGAGGAAGAGGAGGAAUGAAGUACUGCUAUCAGCCAUCUAGAGGUUUUCUAGCUGGAGGCAAGAUGGAAAAUCCUUCACUGUGUGUGUGUGUGUGUGUGUGUGUGUGUGUGUGUGUGUGUGUGGUGUGUGUGUGUGAGUGUGAGAUUGAGAUGAUGUGAGAUCGCGUGUGUGUGUCAGUACUCGACAUUUUAAAGUGUGACAGACCAGCAGACCAACAGGAUCACUUGACUGUCACAUAACUGCACGCAUGGUGUUGUCAUUUUAAUUUUUUUUUUUUAAAUCAAUUAGAUUUGAAUUUUCAGUUGUCGUCAGGAGACUGAAGAGGUUUCACGUGAUCUUUAGGAUAAGGCUGGCUUGUAAGCAUGACACACACAAGACCAUGACAUCACUUCUGUCGGCAUGCUAUGCGAAGAGACCUAGCAAAACUCGCAAUUGAUUUUUUUUUUUAAUGCAAAAUGGGAACAACGAGAUUUGUGUGGUUUUCUUGACAUUUUGACGUCUUGCUUUUGCCAAAUGUCCGGGUGGCCGAUAAUGGCGAGAGGAGCCGCUUCGCUAAACUGAGCGAAGCAGUGCUCGGGUGGCCGUUGACCCGUUCUGGUUACCAAGCAACAAUGAGGACACGCGCACUGAUAGUCGCUAUAACAACAGUGAAGUCGUGCUUCUAUAAAUAGCUGUCAGGUGUAAACAGCUGAAGGAGCUAAGAAGCAGUAUUUUUUUAUAAGAAAAUGAAAGUUACAUGUUGCAUCUGCAUUUAUUUUCGGACAGCGAGGUGCCUUGUGAGGUUUGCCACUCGAGACAUGCAACGUCCAAAAUGCUGAGGGUCCGCGAGGCGUCGUUUUCAAGGAUAUCGGCUUAUGCAGAGCCCAAAUGGUUAAAAAUGAAGUAGAAUGCUCUGUUGACACAGUUCAAAGUAUUUGUUUUUCUUUGUUGACAUUGCAGUUUCUGUCCUUUUUAGUGAUUGAGACAUGCUCGCUUAUGCUUAUGUAUCACCUUAAACAAUUGAAGGAAACAUAACAACUCAGUAUUUUUUUUCUUUUGUUUAUCAUCUGUAAUUUUUUUCUUUUUUUUACAAAUUGAACAUUUGUAUUUUAUAGUUCGACUGUGUCUUGAACAUUGAAAUGAUAGCAUUUGUUACAGGAGGUGGUGGCCUUUUUGUUGCAUACUUUAAACACAUCUCUCUUGUUGAACUAGAAAAUUUAGGGAUUUAUUCACUGCAGUUUACAUAGAACAUAACUGUAAAUCCAAGCUGGAACUACUAAAAAAAAUGAAUAAAUAAUGUGAAUAAUGUUAAAAACUGUUAUUAAAUGUUAGUUGAUAACUUUUGGGGGUUAUUUGAAAAAAACAAACAAAAAAAAAGCUAUUGUUUUAAACUGCGUCUCCGUUUACAGAAGUGCUAAUGGAACAUUGUGUUUCUUCCCAUUGUUUCUUAACUUUUGUACCACACCACAUUCAGGAUUUUGAGCCUGUUGGCCAUUUGUUAAGCCAAUAUUUAAACUGAGAUCGGGUUUAUUUUCUUGUCAAGAUGCCCCAAAUGCAUCCUUGUAAGCGGCGCGUGUUUUCACGGUCAACUCCCGUUGUGUAAACUGCGGUUAUCUUUCAUGCAUCCCCUUUUAUGUUCUUAUUUGUUUUAUCCCCAGAUGCUCCUCCAGUUUGUACACUGAAGGAAAUGGCCUACAAAUGUUAUAAUAAAGAUAGUUUUCAUAAUUUUGUGUUGUGUU